GUGACUCCGGGGACGCCCUCAUCCUGUGGCCACCAGAGACAUUAUAACAAGAGCGUUACUUUCCGGCCACUCGGCGCCGAACUUUUCCUGCACUUGACACACAUUCCCUGGGUCCUGGAUAAAGCCAUGGCGACUGAAAACCUGGAGCUGAACGGCGAUCCUAUGAGCGGCAGCAGAGAUGUGGGUGUGGGUGAGAAUCUGCGUGGGGGACGAAGACAGUCCAUCAACUUUAAUCACUAUGCCAACAAGAAGAGUGCCGCAGAAAGCAUGCUGGAUGUUGCCUUGUUGAUGGCCAAUGCAUCCCAGCUCAAAGCAGUGGUUGAUCAAGGGUCUGCCUUCAACUACUAUGUGCCACUCAUCAUUCUCAUUAGCAUAUCACUCAUAUUUCAGAUAAUAGUGGGCAUCUUAUUGAUAUUCAUUGUCAAGUAUGAUCUGAAUGACCCCAGGAAGCACACCAAGCUCGAUAUUCUCAACAACAUUGCCACAGGCCUAGUUUUCAUAAUCGUCAUUGUGAAUAUUUUCAUCACAGCAUUUGGAGUACAGCGGCCUCAAUCUCACCAAACAGUUCCACAGCACCUUUAGCAACAUGUAAAAUAAGCUCAUAAUGAACGACAGCCUGAACUACAAAGGAAACUGGAGAUCACAUGCAUCACUGGCACAGUUACAAUGUUAACAAGAUAGCUUUUAGAAGGCAGGCCUCCUCAUAAAAUGGCUCUCUUAACAUGUGACUCUCUGCUUGGAACAAAGCUGCCUUAAUACAAUUGAUGAACAAUAUUGUGCAUAUCUGGAAUAGGUGGCACAUCUAAAUUCAGCAAAAAAUGUAAUUGUUUUAUUGCAAAUGUUAAAAAUUAUAAAGAGAAACAAAUGCACCUUAAUAAGCAGAUAAAUUAUUUUGAAAUUAGAGCUUAGAAAUACAAAAGCAGUUAUGAAAUAGACCAGAAAUGAUUAUUUAAUAAUUCGAUCAACUGACCAAAAUAUGGGCCAUUUCAGUAUAAACAAGUAAACCUAACACCAGAUUGUUGCUACAAGAUUAAAAGAAUAAGAAUGGAUUGUUUCUAUUUAACACAGAGCACACUUGGGGCAUGCCUGCUUAAAGUGCAAUUGCACAACCUGCAUGCUUUUAAAACUGUUCUGUAAUAUAAAACAUUUGAAAUGUUGUAUUUUAGAAAUUUAAGCCCUUUUGGAAAUGGGAUAAAAUGUUUUUUUUCAGAGCAAUGUUGCUACAUUUGUUCUCUAAAAUAUAGCUGUGCUUUUUUAUCAUGCUCGUUGUGUGUAACCUUGCACCCUUUACAUAUCUCUGAAAUUCAACCAUAAAUCUCUGGAUUCCCUGAUCUCUUCUUUUGCUGUUAUCAUCAUGUUUUGAGGGUUUUGUUUGAAUUUAAUCCUCAAUUUGUUUCUUCCUCUGCAUUGUACCUUUUAAGUUUCAUUUUGCUUCUUUUCCCCAUUUUACAUUCUUACCCCUGUGUAUAUUUGCUUAUAUUUUUUGUUCAGGUUAAAUUUCCUCCUGCUCUGGU
Messenger RNA from Carcharodon carcharias (great white shark), 1514 nucleotides. It is a transcript of the gene ninj1, whose product is annotated as ninjurin 1. The record is from RefSeq and is a predicted model, not a curated record. The coding region runs from base 127 to 582 and encodes 151 amino acids. Gene Ontology annotation, cellular component: membrane. The transcript is spliced from 4 exons. Gene Ontology annotation, biological process: tissue regeneration; cell adhesion. NCBI's taxonomy places the organism in Eukaryota, Metazoa, Chordata, Chondrichthyes, Lamniformes, Lamnidae.